UCAUCAUGCAUUGGUGUGUUUGGCAUCCGAAGUAGAGCUAGCUGUUGUAAUACGACAGUCGAGUCGCAGACAGACAGGCACCCGCCCGUGGUCGAGACAGAAGGCUCUCGCAGACAUCGCUAGUUGACUAGCCGAGCGAACAACGCACAGUGACCUCGUCAGCCCGUGUUCCCGUGAUCGCCAGUGAAGUGCCGCCAUGGCCGUUGCAGCAGCUCAGAAGAACCGCGAGAUGUUCGCCAUCAAGAAGUCCUACAGCAUCGAGAAUGGUUAUCCUUCUCGCCGUCGGUCGCUUGUGGACGAUGCUCGCUUUGAAACGCUUGUUGUGAAGCAGACCAAACAAAGCGUGUUGGAAGAGGCUCGUGCCCGGGCUAAUGAUUCUGGCUUCGACUCAGAAUAUAUUCAAGAUGGUGCCCAUAUUUCUAACGGAGACUAUUCAACUACAGACAACGCCAGUCAUCACGAAGAACCGAAACAUCCUCUUGCUGAUACAAACGCCAGCAAUGACGGAGUAAAGAAAAAUGAAGAUUAUACUUUAACAGAAGAGGAAGUGGUACUUCAGAAUGCAGCAAGCGAGAGUGCUGAAGCCGAGCAGGUCAUUCAGAAGGCCGCACUUCUAUUACGCAUGAGGGACGGAAUGGGCUCGCUGACACGCAUCCUGAAGACCAUCGACAACUACAAAGGAAGCGUCGAACAUCUCGAGACUCGCCCGUCGCAAGCUGCUGGCGUGCAGUUUGAUGCUCUCGUCAAAGUGAACAUGACCCGGGCCAACCUGCUGCACCUCAUCCGGGCUCUCCGCCAGUCGACAUCGUUCGCGGGAGUCAACCUACUCACUGAUAACAACCUCUCCAACAAAACUCCGUGGUUCCCUCGCCACGCAGCCGAUCUCGACAACUGCAACCAUUUGAUGACCAAAUUUGAACCAGAGCUCGACAUGAACCAUCCAGGAUUCGCCGACAAGGAGUACAGGUCUCGCAGGAAGGAUAUUGCCGAGAUCGCUUUUGGCUAUAAAUACGGAGAUCCGAUCCCUUCUAUUGAAUACACCGAGUCUGAGAACUCAACAUGGAAGCGGGUGUUCAACACCGUGUUAGAUCUGAUGCCCUCCCACGCCUGCAAGGAAUACAAAGCCGCAUUCAACAAGUUGCAAGAGGCCGACAUAUUCGUGGCUCACCGCAUUCCCCAGUUGGAAGACGUCAGCAACUUCCUGCGCAAGCACACCGGCUUCACGCUGCGCCCAGCCGCUGGCCUCCUCACGGCGCGCGACUUCUUGGCUUCGCUUGCAUUCCGAGUGUUCCAAUCCACACAGUACGUCCGCCACGCCAACUCACCUUUCCACACACCAGAACCUGAUUGCAUUCACGAGCUCCUCGGACACAUACCUCUUCUAGCCGAUCCUAGCUUCGCACAGUUCUCGCAAGAAAUUGGUUUAGCAUCGCUAGGUGCUUCGGACUCCGAAAUCGAAAAACUUUCCACUGUAUACUGGUUUACCGUCGAGUUUGGUCUAUGCAAAGAAAACCAGAAGCUUAAAGCAUAUGGUGCUGCACUGUUGUCUUCCAUUGGUGAACUCAUGCACGCUAUGAGUGAUAAACCAGAAUUAAAGCCUUUCGAACCUGCUACUACAUCAGUGCAACCUUAUCAAGAUCAAGAAUACCAGCCAAUUUACUACGUUGCCGAAAGUUUUGAAGAUGCCAAAGACAAGUUCAGACGCUGGGUGUCCACAAUGUCGCGACCGUUUGAGGUGCGAUUCAAUCCGCACACCGAACGCGUCGAGCUACUCGACUCGGUGGACAAGUUGGAAACUCUCAUCUGGCAACUGAACACGGAGAUGCUACACCUGACCAAUGCCGUGAAGAAGAUGAAGGGGUCACAGUUCCAGUGAAUCCCAAGGCCGAGCACGAGCACGACUACGAGAUUGGAGAGGAGAGGAGGGCCGCCGCGGGCGCCUCGUGUAUAGCUAGUGAUAUUGUUGUAGCACAUAGUGAGACUGUCGGUCGAGGUGUGGUGCGAGUGUGAGCGGAGUGCGGAGUGCGAAGUGCGGCGUGCGGCGUGCGACGUGCGUCCGGCUGCCACCGACACCGUCGCGGUCGGUGGUACUUCCUUGUCUUCCUUUUGUACCUUAUUAUUUAUUGCCGAGCACAUUGCCCGGGCCUCGAGCACCGCGCGGUUCCAGAUUGCCCAUUAAUGGACCCGCCGGCGACGCCGAGACCACUACUAUUAUUAGUAUUAAUUUAUAAUUUAAUUAAAAACACGACAAAUAAACAAUGGAGCACCAAAAAAGUUAUAAAAAUCAAACAGAAAUAAACGAGUUUGAAUUAA
This is a messenger RNA of Leptidea sinapis, 2313 nucleotides long. RefSeq names its product tyrosine 3-monooxygenase (gene ple). Gene Ontology annotation, biological process: dopamine biosynthetic process from tyrosine. Lineage: Eukaryota; Metazoa; Arthropoda; Insecta; Lepidoptera; Pieridae. The transcript has 8 exons. Gene Ontology annotation, molecular function: iron ion binding; tyrosine 3-monooxygenase activity. The record is from RefSeq and is a predicted model, not a curated record. The coding region runs from base 197 to 1876 and encodes 559 amino acids. Gene Ontology annotation, cellular component: perikaryon; axon; cytoplasm.